Messenger RNA from Penicillium waksmanii, 7239 nucleotides. RefSeq names its product alpha-1,3-glucan synthase Ags2 (gene ags2). The transcript has 6 exons. Gene Ontology annotation, cellular component: fungal-type cell wall. NCBI's taxonomy places the organism in Eukaryota, Fungi, Ascomycota, Eurotiomycetes, Eurotiales, Aspergillaceae. The coding region runs from base 1 to 7239 and encodes 2412 amino acids. The record is from RefSeq and is a predicted model, not a curated record. Gene Ontology annotation, biological process: fungal-type cell wall (1->3)-alpha-glucan biosynthetic process. Gene Ontology annotation, molecular function: alpha-1,3-glucan synthase activity.
AUGCAUUGGAAGUAUAUAAGCGCCCUGCUUGCCGUCCUCGCAAAUCUAGGUGAAUGUUGGCCUUAUGAUGAGGCUCUUGUCGACUAUAAUAUCAAUGAAAAUCCCGACACAAGGAACCCAGACGAGUACUGGGGUGAAUGGCCCAAUCACACAUAUUUCCCGUCUCCAGAUAACUGGCGUUUCCCAGUAUAUACCUUAUUCCUCGACCGCUUCGUGAAUGGCGAUCCAACCAAUGAUAAUAUAAAUGGGACCCAUUUCGAGCAUGAUCUAAAUUCAAAUCAGAUGCGUCAUGGCGGCGACGUAUCCGGAUUGGUUGAUACCCUAGAUUAUCUCCAGGGAAUGGGCAUCAAGGCUAUAUAUUUGGCCGGAACAAUUCUCAUGAACCAGCCAUGGGGAUCUGACGGCUACUCGGCACUUGAUACCACAUUGUUGGAUCAGCACUUUGGUACUUUGCAAAAUUGGAGAGACGCCAUCACUGAGAUCCACAAUCGUGGGAUUUAUGUCAUUCUUGAUAAUACUGUUGCGACAAUGGGCGACUUGAUUGGAUUUAAAGGAUACCUCAAUACUACCACGCCGUUUCUGCUCAAAGAGCACAGCGCUCAAUGGAAGUCAGACCGCCAGUAUGUCGAUUUCCACUUCGGAAACACCUACAACGAAACUUGUCAAUAUCCCCGAUUUUGGAAUGAGACCGGCUUCCCUGUUUCAGAAUAUGUCAAUGAACAGCUACAAGGGUGUUUCGACAGUGACUUUGACCAAUAUGGUGAUAUCGAAGCCUUCGGUGUUUAUCCUGACUGGCAGCGUGAGCUUGCGAAGUUUGCCUCGGUUCAAGACCGUCUGCGUGAAUGGGUCCCAAGUGUCAGAGAGCGGCUCACCCGCCAUUCCUGCAUGAUAAUUUCUUCCCUUGACAUCGAUGGUUUUCGCUACGACAAAGCGACACAAGCGACAGUGGAUGCAUUGGGCGAUAUUUCUGGGUCCUACCGUGAAUGCGCUCGUAAAGUUGGAAAAAACAACUUUUUCCUCCCAGGGGAGAUCACAGCUGGGAACACUCUAGGUUCAGUCUUCCUAGGUCGCGGCCGGCAGCCAGACAUGCUCCCAGAGACCCUCGACGAAGCCUUCCGUUUAAAUAACAACUCCGAUCCAUUUUUUUUCCUUUGCGAGGAGAACCAGCAAGCCAUCGACGGGGCUGCUUUUCAUUAUUCCGUUUAUCGAUCCCUAACUCGUUUUCUGGGCAUGGACGGUAAUCUCGCUGCUGGCUACGAUGUCCCCAUUAAUUGGACAGAAGCCUGGUACGAGAUGAUCCUUACGAACGACAUGGUCAACGCGAAUACUGGCAAAUUCGAUCCUCGACACAUGUAUGGAGCGACAAAUCAGGAUGUCUUUCGCUGGCCAGCUGUUGAGCAAGGCAUUGAACGGCAUUUACUAGCUUUGUUCAUAAUCACAUUGCAUAUGCCUGGCAUACCGUUGUUGCUUUGGGGCGAGGAGCAAGCAUUCUACAUAUUAGAUGCUACAGCUUCCAACUACAUUUUUGGUCGCCAAGCAAUGUCACCUGCUACCGCAUGGAAAGCCCAUGGUUGCUUCCAGUUGCCUUCAACUCAGUAUUAUAAUUGGCCAAUUGGGUCAGGGCGAAAUGGCUGUCACGACGAAAGUGCAACCUACGAUCACCGCGAUCCUGCACAUCCAAUGAGAAAUACCAUCAAACACAUGUAUCAAAUGCGGCAAGACUUCCCAGCUCUCAAUGACGGUUGGUGGAUACAGCUUUUGUCCAACCAAACACACGAUGUGUACCUGCCAGGCUCUAACGGGAUUCCAACCGAAACAGGCAUGUGGUCUAUCAUGCGCAGUCCAUACUUCCAAAUGCAGGAUCUUGGAGAAUCCGGAAACCAAACAGUAUGGUUCGUCUAUCAAAACGACAACCGUACUGUUACCUAUGAUUUUGAUUGCUCUGAUCGACACUUAGCCCUGGUUGCUCCAUUUGAUACGAAUACCACUGUCAAGAAUCUCUUCUAUCCACAUGAUGAGUUCGUUUUGAAAAAUGGCCCAACUAAGCUACAUCUCAAUGGGUCCACUGCUUGGAAUGGAUGUCUUGACAAUUUGACUCUUUCGCCUUAUGAGUUCAGAGCUUAUGUUCUGAAGAAAAAUUUCGUGCCUCCUCGGCCAAUGGUUACAAAAUUUACUCCCGGUCACGAUGUUCCCGUGCUGUCGACCGCACGACCUGGAGAAAGCGAGAAGCUUGAUAUUGCCCUGUACUUUUCUACGGAGAUGAACUGCAACUUGGUAACACAAUCUAUAUCUCUGAGUUCGUCCACGGAAUCUGGACAAUCCCCAUUUUUGGACCUCGAAACAGUUGAUUGUGGUCUUGUAGAUGACAGACAGACAUCUUAUACAGGACAUAUCCCUAGCACAUGGGUCUGGACAGCCACUUUGAAUAAUGUCUUCAAUGGAGUGCACAGGCUGACUAUCAGAAAUGCAACAAGCAAUGAGGGAAAACCCACUAAUUCAAUCGAUCAUUUUCUGAUUCGCAUUGGACAGCGUGACAAUCCGAUAGUCUUCACCGCUGCCAAUUACUCUAGCAGCUUGCUUCAUCAACAUGGAAAUGGAACCCUCUAUAUUCAACAGCAUGCUGCUGGCGCGGAUCUGUACCGCUACUCCACCAACUGGGGAAGCACAUUCUCAAAGUGGUUAUCGUAUGUGGGUGGAAACCACUCAAUCAAAGAGCAACAUUGGUCAGGAACAAAGAAACAGAGGUGGAAUGGGAAGCACGUUCGUGUUGAGUACUGGAAUCGCUUCACGGGUAGCAGUGACUACGUUCAAGAAGGUGAUGGACCUGGAUAUAAUAAUGCAGCUCCCAGACGAUUUCCUCAUCUCUUCUUUAACGGUCCUUUCAACGAGUACGGCUACGAUUCAGGUCUCGCAAACACCGUGAAGCAAGACAGCCAUGGCCUUUGGAAUUUCCGUUUUAUGGCAGAAUGGCCUGCUCAGGGUCAACUUAAUAUCUGGGGAAUCAACCCUGACGGGCAUCCUGACCAAAGCUACAUUUUUGGUGACUCAAAUGGUGAUUCGGUAUUAGAUCGUCUACCACCAUCGUCCUUAAGUACGACAACUAUCAACAUAACAGACCAUCCUCCAAAACCCUACUUGGCUUGGAGAAUUCAGCUUGACGAUGCUACACUCAAAUUUAAACUUGUACCAGCAGGAUCUCAAUAUGUCCAAAUGGCGCUCUUCUUUUCGUUGUGGCUCGUGCCAGUCAUCACGGCCUUCACCUGCGCCUACAUCUUCAAGAAAACAUUCUACAAGAUCAAACUCAAUCAAGUCGGGGUUAGCGAAAAGAAAACAAUUAUAUCUCUGAAUAUUCUGAACAGGUUCAAAUUCGAGCCCGGUGACUCCAGAAAUCUACUUGUCCGCCUUGCAACCAAGUCAAAAUUCCUUCAAAGCACAUCUGCUUUCGGCAACCGUACCUCAAACCGGCGAAAGGUGUUAAUUGCGACCAUGGAAUAUGACAUUGAUGACUGGGGGAUCCGAAUCAAAAUAGGUGGAUUGGGCGUGAUGGCUCAAUUGAUGAGCAAACAGCUUGGCCAUCAAGACCUCAUUUGGGUCGUUCCAUGUGUUGGCGGGGUCGAAUACCCUAUCGACAAACCGGCCGAGUCAAUGUUUGUUAACAUUCUUGGGAACUCAUAUGAGGUCAAGAUCCAAUACCACAAUCUAAGAAACAUUACUUAUGUUCUGCUUGAUGCUCCGGUUUUUCGUCAACAGUCUAUGAAGGAGCCAUAUCCUGCCCGAAUGGAUGAUCUCGACAGUGCUAUUUACUACUCAGCGUGGAACCAGUGCAUCUCGCAAGCUAUCAAGAGAUUUCCCAUUGACCUAUACCACAUUAACGACUACCAUGGCUCAAUUGCCCCAUUAUACCAGUUACCAGAUACAGUCCCCAUUUGUCUCUCGCUCCACAAUGCUGAGUUUCAAGGCCUAUGGCCCAUGAGGACGCAGAAGGAAAAGACCGAGGUAUGCUCAGUCUUCAAUCUUGAUAUGGACACUGUUACUCGCUAUGUGCAAUUUGGUGAAGUAUUCAACCUAUUACAUGCCGGUGCAAGCUAUCUACGCCUUCACCAACAAGGAUUUGGUGCAGUGGGGGUAUCUAAGAAAUACGGCAAGCGGUCUUACGCCCGUUUCCCCAUCUUUUGGGGCUUGAAGAAGGUCGGAAACUUGCCAAAUCCAGAUCCUUCCGACACUGGAGAAUGGAACAAGGAACUUGCGAAAGAGCGCGAUAUUAGUGUUGACAGUGAAUUCGAAAUUCGCAGAGCGGAAUUGAAACGACAGGCUCAGGAAUGGGCUGGUCUUAACCAAAUUCCCAAUGCUGAUCUUCUGGUCUUCGUUGGAAGAUGGUCUAUGCAAAAGGGAAUUGACUUGAUUGCCGAUGUUAUGCCUGGCGUGCUCGAAUCACGACCAAAUGUUCAAUUGAUAUGCGUCGGCCCAAUCAUUGAUUUAUACGGCAAGUUUGCGGCAUUGAAAUUGGACCGUAUGAUGAAGCUCUACCCGAAGCGAGUGUUUUCGAAACCCCAGUUUACGGUACUACCUCCUUUUAUAUUUUCUGGCACUGAAUUCGCCUUGAUACCGUCUCGCGAUGAACCUUUCGGCCUUGUGGCUGUCGAGUUUGGCCGCAAAGGCGCUCUUGGCAUCGGUGCUCGAGUGGGAGGACUCGGCCAAAUGCCUGGGUGGUGGUACACGGUCGAGUCAACGACAACAUCACAUCUGUUAAAACAGUUCAAACUUGCUAUCGACAGUGCUCUGAGCUCUAAACUUGAAGCCCGUGCCAUGAUGCGCGCAAGAUCUGCCAAACAGCGCUUCCCGGUUGCUCAAUGGAUCGAAGACUUGGAAAUCCUCCAAACCACUGCUAUCAGAAUUCAUGGCAAAGAACGUGCGAAGACUCAGCCUACACAAGCCACUGCUGGGUCUUAUAACGCAAUUUACGGAAUGAUGACUCCUCAAGCGACAAUGUCGAUGAGAUUCGGUGCGUCGAGUGGUACUGUGACUCCCCCGCUGCAAUCACCGAGCAGACCAGGAACAGUUGCAUCAAUGCAGCGCAAUUCAAUGAUAUAUAGCACGGAUCCUAGCCCUGGCUCUGAGGCAAUGCCCAGAUCAGCACUUGGCCGACAGAUUUCCUCUCUCGUCAGGCCAGUUUCUGCUUCGGCAGAAAGCCGUGGGCGCAGAUCCCAUGGCAAAGGAAGUGUUGUCGACGAAGAGAUUGUCAGUGUCACGCCUCUGGAUGCUGAAGAUGAUAGCGGUGAUGAGAUGAUGGCCACAUGCUACUACGAAGACGACUACACAGUAGUUUCCGAAUCAUCAGAUGGAGGACGUAGGCUGGACAGUGCCAGCAUUCCUCCUACUCGAGAUGUUCUUUCUGCACGCCAAUCAAGUCAAGGCUCUUUGGACGGUCGAUCUAGUGGCACGCCUUCGGGCUCUGCAGCGCCUAGCUUAACAGGGACAGAAGACACAUUACUUCCACCAUCGCUACCUUGGGCAGGCCCUGGAAGCCGUCUCAGCAGUGCGUCUGCGUUGUCUGUCGACUCUGUCGUUGGCGAUAAAAAGGAUUACAAGCUUCAAAAAGUCGACCCCUUCUUCACAGACAGCAAUGGAGAGUACUAUCGAGCGUUUGAAAAGAAAUUGGAAGAGCUUAAUGGCGCAAAUUCCGACUCACAACUUUGCAUCGAGCAGUAUCUUGAAAAGAGCGAGAAGAAAUGGUUUGAUCGGUUCAGAGAUGCUCGUUUGGGACGCAAUCAGUCUCCUGCUCCGUCCCUGCAGUUCGGCAAAAGUGGCGGUUCUUCUCCACCCGGUUCUAUCACCAACGAUGACACAACAUCCCAUGAGAGUGGUGUACCUGAACGGAAGGCCGACGAAUUCCUUCUAGGUGACGACUACGUACCACCGACAGGUUUAAAGAAAUGGAUGCAGUUACGAAUUGGAGACUGGCCUGUUUAUUCUCUUUUCCUCGGACUUGGCCAAAUAAUUGCUGCCAAUUCAUAUCAAAUUACCCUGCUCACCGGUGAAGUCGGCCAGACAGCAGCGAAGCUAUAUGGUAUAGCUACUGUUUACUUGAUCACGUCUAUCCUAUGGUGGUUUUUCUUCCGGUUUUUCAAAUCUGUGCUCGUUCUUACCGUACCGUGGUUCUUAUACGGCCUUGCGUUUCUUAUUAUUGGCCUCGCUCACUUCGAACCCAACUCUUAUCUCCGCGGAUGGAUUCAGAAUGUCGGUAGUGGCAUCUACGCUGCGGCAUCAUCGAGUGGCUCUAUCUUUUUCUCUCUCAAUUUUGGAGAUGAGAGCGGCGCACCUGUUAAACAAUGGGUUUUCCGUGCGUGCUUGAUUCAGGGUACGCAGCAGGUGUAUGUCAUUGCGCUUUGGUAUUGGGGAUCUACUCUGACAAAGGCAUCCAAUGCCGGAAAUAUUAAUUCUCAAGGACAUAUCACAAAUACCUGGAGAAUGACGGCCGUCUGUACUCCAAUCACAAUCUUCUUAUGGUCAAUCGGUUUGAUUGUCUAUUUCGGCUUGCCGAAUUAUUACCGCCAAACACCAGGCAAAGUGCCAUCAUUCUAUAAAUCUGUCUUCCGCCGCAAGAUUGUCCUUUGGAAUUGGGUCGUCAUCAUCCUUCAGAAUUUCUUCCUCAGCGCCCCAUACGGUCGAAACUGGAAUUUCCUCUGGAUCUCAAACCAUGCCAAGCCAUGGCAAAUUCUCUGCCUCUGCGUCGCAUUCUUCGGAUUUGCCUGGAUAGCAAUACUGUUCCUUCUAGGCUGGAUAUCCAAGUCCCACAGCUGGAUUCUUCCGAUCGUGGCCUGCGGCCUCGGUGCACCUCGUUGGGCUCAAAUAUGGUGGGGCACAUCUGGAUCAGGCCUGUUCCUCCCUUGGGCUGGUAGUUAUACGUCUGGAGCACUGGUAUCUCGAAGCCUGUGGCUCUGGCUAGGCGUUAUGGACGCGCUCCAGGGCCUUGGUUUUGGCAUGAUUCUGUUACAAACGCUUACCCGGAUGCACAUAUGUUUCACGCUUCUUGUUUCUCAAGUUCUUGGGUCUAUCGCGACUAUCUCCGCCAGGGCGUUUGCGCCAAACAGAAUCGGACCUGGUCCUAUUUCGCCUGAUAUAACUGCCGGUGCGGGGGCUUUGGGGAAUGCAUGGUUUUGGAUUGCACUUGUAUUCCAGUUGAGUAUUUGUGGCGGUUUUCUUCUGUUCUUCCGUCGGGAACAGCUGUCGAAGCCAUAA